Messenger RNA from Guyanagaster necrorhizus, 3779 nucleotides. RefSeq lists its product as uncharacterized. NCBI's taxonomy places the organism in Eukaryota, Fungi, Basidiomycota, Agaricomycetes, Agaricales, Physalacriaceae. Gene Ontology annotation, molecular function: ubiquitin-protein transferase activity; ubiquitin binding; zinc ion binding. The record is from RefSeq and is a predicted model, not a curated record. Gene Ontology annotation, biological process: protein linear polyubiquitination; proteasome-mediated ubiquitin-dependent protein catabolic process. Gene Ontology annotation, cellular component: ubiquitin ligase complex. The coding region runs from base 182 to 3658 and encodes 1158 amino acids. The transcript is spliced from 5 exons.
CCAUGAUGACCCCAAAGCGCAAUACUGACUGGCAUUUACGAAAAGUAGAGUUGUUCGUUCUGGAUCUAGGUCCUGCUGCUCGUUCCAAUGCGUCGACUCCGCUGUAGCCGGGAGAGGUUUGAGCUUCUUUGACGCGUGCCAUCCGUAUAAACACCUCAAAAUUGACGCUGACAGCUUUCCCAUGUCUACCACAAACUCUGCAGUAUGCAGUUUUUUUCUCCAAGGAAAUUGCAAGCUCGGAGACCGCUGUAGGAAACAACAUUCAGGUGGAACUUCUGAACUACAGAAUAGUGCCUAUAAUAAUACUGAAAACAAAAGGGCGAAACGACGAGGUCGUGCGUCCAAGAAACCUGUUCUUUCGAGUGCUACUGGCUCUAAUCAGCGCAUUCUUCCCAUUGUCGAUGCGCAACCAAGUCCCAGCUCAACGAAAUUGUCACAAUAUCGCGACGUGAAUGGCAGGACACCCUAUCCUCUGUGGCAGCGCGGAGACCCGGACUGUGUACAAGGAAUACGAUGCAGAUUUACCCAUGAUCUCGAGGCCCCCAACACUUCAGUUGACCUCGUCCACCAACGGGAGGUCCAUACUCCUGGGGUCCAGAAAGUUAUCGAACUUCAAAGACGUGUUGAGAUUGAAAGACUUCGAUUGCUUGAGACUGAAAGGACGCAUCAGAAUGAGCUUGAAAUAGAACAGGCAAGUUUGGCUCUCGAAGCUGAAGAACGAAGGAAGGAAGAGGAGCGACAGCGCCAUGAGGAUGCCAGGUGCAAGGUAGACGAGGAGCGUCAGCGAAAGAUAGAACAAAGACGACGCAAAGAAGAGCAGAAACGUCAGCGGGAGGAGGAAGCAAGACGACGCAGAGAGGAGGUGUGGAGAAGGCGAGAGGCAGAGCAACGUAAACUGAAAGAAGAACAGCGCAAAAUGGAGGAAGAGCAUCGCAGAAGAGAGGAGGAAGCAAAACAACGGCAGGAAGAGGCCCGGCAAAGGAGAGAAGAAGAACGACGUCGAUGUGAAGAACAACGACGUUGUCAAGAGGAGGAACAGCGGCGUGUCGACCAGCAGCGUCGUGUUACUGAUGCUCAGGUCACUAUGCAGCGCGUCGUCCUCGCCGGUUCCAUCGUCACGUUCAGCUCGGGACUCGCAAUCGAGAACACCAUUACCGGCUUUGAAUCCUGCAGAGUCCGCGUCAAAAAUAUCCCUCCCGACGCCUGCCGGCAAGAAAUUAUAGCCUUGUUUACCCAACAGGGUCUUGAUAUGUCCGAGUUUCAUGUCAUAUCUGUCAAAGACACCCCCGGGAAGCAUGGGAAGAAGGAAGCAGAUAUCAUCACGAACGCUGAUGUUGCACAAUCAUUAGCUGUUGGUCUCGAAGGUCUCGAAUUCAGAGAUGAGAGGUUGGAGUUCGAAGUCGGGAUGUUCAAUGCACCCGGUGCCAUGGGUGCUCUGACCUCAAGGGAUGAAAACACAUUGACGAUCUCGUGCCGCGCACCUUCUGUUCGAUAUGUCGUCGAAUAUCCUGACAUUGCUUUCUGUCACACCAAAGUGAGGGAGCUCGACGGUCGUAUAUGUGCCGGGCGGCGGGUGAAGGUGGAAAUGAACCAAGCCCCCCCAGGGCGUGUUUUACCCAGCUUCCGACCAAACAGUAUCAAGAUAAACAACCUGCCUGAUGUUGUUCCUCCCUCUGUUGUGGCUGACUUUGCCCAGUCUCACUCAAUUCGCGCUCUUAAACCUCAUAGCUUCGACGUCGAUUCAGCGAUUCGUUCUUUACAGCUGCACAUCAAUCAGCUAGAGGGCAUUGAAGCACAAUCUUUCGAUGUUACCUCCCGCGGUGAGAAUGAAAUUGGGGUACUUUCAAUUCGCGUUCGCUUCAACUCAUGGGAUGAUGCUAAGAAGGUUCACGAUACUCUCCUCAACCGUCGUUUCAGUUUUAUCUGCAACUCCAUAUUUUGGCUCCGAAUCCCCCCUCAAGCACUUUACAUCAUUACUAUACCAUCCGGACAAUAUCGUGCCCAAGAAACCCUUUGGAGCGAGCUCCAGGGGAACACCAAAGAUUGUAAAGCCUGUAACAUCAUUAUACGCGAGCUCAACGGCGGGAAUUAUCGCAUCCAAGUAUCAGGGAUGAUCAAGGCUGCCGUUGGUGCACUUAAAGUCCGUGUUGAAAGCCUAGCUGCCGGGGAAAAGAUCGACCGUUGGCACGACCAUUUAGCUUACCCUCAGGCCGAGCUGAUGCAGAAAAUCACUGAGGUGGGCGCUUUCUUACGCUCAGAUUCUCAGAAGCGGACGCUCAAGCUGUACGGACUGCCGGAGGCGGUAGAAAAAGCCAAGGCCGUUGUGAUGGAAGAGUUGGAGCGUCUUGCGUCUCUGGAAUUUACUGUAACGUUGCGACGUUCCUCGGUUGGAUAUUUUGUACGCACUGGUCUUGCAGCGAUGAAAGAAAUUUUCGGUGAGGACAACGUAGCGCUGGAUAUUCGUUCUGCCGUCAUCAUGGUUAGAGGAGGUGAGGAGGUUCGACUUCAUCUUAACAAUCACAUCACCGAAUCCCUCAAGUCCGUCAAUGUGAAUGUCGCGGCCGGAUCCCAUACCUGUCCUAUAUGUUACGAUGACGUCUUGACGCCGUUUCAAUUGGUAUGCGAACAUGUGUAUUGCACAGGCUGUAUCCGCCACUUCCUCACUUCUGCCUCCGAAGCCGGGACUUUCCCACUCGUAUGCAUGGGGAACGAAUCGACGUGCGGGACACCCAUCUCCAUCCCCGUCAUUCAAAAGUUCCUUCCACCAACUGCUUUCGACCAUCUCCUAGAAGCUGUUUUCACGACGCAUGUUGACAAACGUCCGCAGGAAUUCAGGUACUGCAAGACACCAGAUUGCACGCAGAUAUACCGCAGGUCGGAAGCGGUGUCCAUUUUACGAUGCCCAUCUUGUUUCUCCGAGACGUGUUCUUCGUGUGGCGAGGAUUCGCAUGAAAGAUUGAGCUGUGAAGAUGCUCGCAUUCAUAAUAAUCCAGCGGAGCAGGAACGAAUGAGCGAGGCAUGGCUUUUGCAACAACGUGGCAUCAAGAAAUGCCCGACAUGCUCACGCCUACUGGAGAAGACGGAAGGGUGUAAUCAUAUGUCGUGCCCAUGCGGAGCUCAUAUUUGCUGGCGUUGCAUGGGAGUUUUCGAUGCCGACAAAAUCUAUGACCACAUGAGUACCGCGCAUGGAGGUAUAUUUGGUGAUGAGCCUGCUCCGGCCCCUGCUCGACCUCAGACCGCUUUACUACACCAAAACCCAGACGCUUUUCGAGGAAUCGAUUACCUUGAACAGGUUCGGCUUCUUAACGAGGUAGAAGCUCGCUGGGUUGCGCAAGAGCAAUAUGAUCAUGAACGAAGGGAGCAGGAUAGAAAUGCCGCUCAUCACGCAGAAGCUAUGGAACGGUGGAGGCGGGAACAGGCUGACCGGGAACGAGAGCUGAGGUUGGAGCGAGAGGCACGGUGGAGGAGGCAACAAGCUGAACAACAAAGAAGAGAACAGGAAGAGGCUGAUCGCUUGUAUCGAGAGCAGGUCAAUCGAUGGCGCACAGAUGAGAACGACAGGUCUCGACAAGGUACACCAGGGCGACAAACCCAUUGGCAGCAGCAGCCUCCUCAGCCAAUACGCCAAGACCAAGGAUCGUGGUGCGUGGUGAUGUAAAGGGGAGUUCAGCUUUCUUGUGUAGGAUGUAAAUCGGAGGCUACGGUGAUGUAGUGAUGUUCUCGUCCUUGCUACGAAUACGACUUUGUAACUGAUUCAAAUAUAUCUAAUAUUGCGUGCG